Aedes albopictus (Asian tiger mosquito) is the source of this 1475-nucleotide messenger RNA. RefSeq names its product RNA cytidine acetyltransferase-like. Gene Ontology annotation, biological process: rRNA acetylation involved in maturation of SSU-rRNA. Lineage: Eukaryota; Metazoa; Arthropoda; Insecta; Diptera; Culicidae. Gene Ontology annotation, cellular component: nucleolus; 90S preribosome. The transcript is spliced from 2 exons. Gene Ontology annotation, molecular function: tRNA binding; 18S rRNA cytidine N-acetyltransferase activity. The coding region runs from base 134 to 1459 and encodes 441 amino acids. The record is from RefSeq and is a predicted model, not a curated record.
UUGUUUUGUUUUGAUCUGCUACUCAUCGCGCUCACACUCGCUGGCGGAUUCGGCUCGGAAAGCACGUGAAAAUCAGUCGAAUUUUAAUUCAAAAGUUUACGGAACACGUAAAGUGCAAGCGGUUUCAGUGAAAAUGGUCAAGAAAAAGAUAGACAACCGUAUCCGUGUGAUGAUCGAGAACGGGGUCAAGCUGGGCCAUCGUACGAUGUUUGUUGUGGUCGGCGACAAGGGCAGGGACCAAGUGCCGAUUCUGUAUGACAUGCUCACGAAGGCAUCGGUCAAAGCACGGCCAACCGUGCUUUGGUGCUACAAAAAUAAGGACGAAGCUAUUUCCAAUCAUGGAAAGAAGCGUGCGAAGAAGAUCCAAGCCGGAAAGAUUGACAUCAACGAGUCGGAUCUGUUCGACACGUUCCGAGUAUCGACUACUAUUCACGGUAGAUACUACAAAGAUACGCAUACGAUUCUCGGAAAGACCUAUGGAGUUUGUGUUCUGCAAGAUUUCGAAGCAUUGACCCCGAAUCUGCUUGCCCGCACGAUCGAGACAGUCGAAGGAGGUGGAUUGAUCAUUCUUCUGCUCAAAACCAUCAACUCAUUGAAACAACUUUACACGAUGAGUAUGGAUGUCCACAAGCGGUAUAGAACGGAAGCCCACCAGGACGUAACGUGCCGUUUCAACGAAAGGCUGAUCCUUUCUUUGGCCGAUUGCUCCCGUUGCUUGUUGGUCAACGACGAUCUAACUGUGCUGCCACUGUCUUCCAAAACUGCGGAGGUCAAGCCUGUGGAAGUCGGCAUGAUUCGAAAAAGUGCCAACGAUGAAAUGCUCGAAGAACUUAAAGAAAGUCUCUCGGAUGCUCCUCCGGCUGGUCCUCUCGUAAAUCUUUGCAAGACUCAUGACCAGGCCAAAGCCGUGGCACAGUUCAUAGACGCUUUGGCUGAGAAGCAACUCAAACCUCCAACAUCCCUGACUGCAGGUAGAGGUCGCGGUAAAUCUGCCGCCAUGGGCUUGGCCAUAUCCGCCGCCAUCGCUUUUGGCUAUGUUAAUGUGUACGUCACAUCACCAUCGCCUGAAAAUUUAAUUACACUCUUUGAGUUCAUUAUGAAAGGAUUCGACGCUUUGGAGUACCAGGAACACACGGAUUACACCAUCAUCCGGUCUACCAAUCCGGAUUUUAACAAAGCCAUUAUCCGUAUCAACAUCACCCGAAACAACCGCCAAACAAUUCAGUACAUCUCUCCAUCUGAUGCGCACCUACUAAAUGCCGCCGAUUUGCUAAUCAUUGACGAAGCAGCCGCUAUUCCACUGCCACUGGUGAAAGCGAUGCUUGGGCCGUACCUGGUUUUCAUGGCUUCGACAAUUAAUGGGUACGAAGGAACUGGUCGUUCGCUGAGCUUGAAAUUGUUAUCGCAAAUUCAGAAGGACAACAACGCUCCUCCUCCGGUAAGUGGUCGAUUUUCUUAGAUAAGUUUGAUUGAUU